Messenger RNA from Phragmites australis (common reed), 2667 nucleotides. RefSeq lists its product as uncharacterized. NCBI's taxonomy places the organism in Eukaryota, Viridiplantae, Streptophyta, Magnoliopsida, Poales, Poaceae. The record is from RefSeq and is a predicted model, not a curated record. The transcript is spliced from 7 exons. Bases 1 to 2667 code for a protein of 888 amino acids.
AUGCGCACGCAUCAGAGGGUGCAUUAUGCAAAUGUGACGCCCGAAGACAAGCAGGCAAAGAGAGAUCGCGAAAAAGCAUUGAAAGAUUUGCGCCGUAACACUCGCCAAGAUUCUAUUGCCAUACAGAACCCAAUGUAUGUCCCUGAGGUUGUGCCACUCACUGUGGAUGCAUCCGGUCCACAUGGAUCCACAGUCACACGUGAUUGGUCGAUUCUUGCGGUCACAGGUGAUGAUGAUGGCGUCAUAUUCGAGGAGGACUCCGAAGAUGAGGAGGGCUACAUGUUCGGUGGUCAAGACGGGGAUAUCAACGAGGAUGUCAAAUUCGAUCAAGCUAACGACGACUCUGCCUCUAUCUCUAGCGUACCUGAUAAGUAUGACCACGUGUACAGCAAUAUACCCCCAGCCACGCACAUACUAAAGCCUAUUGAAAACUGCCAAUAUUGCAAUGCAAAGAAGUUUGAGCAUGAGACAAAGGGGUUCUGCUGCCUUAAUGGAAAAAUUAAAGUAUCCACCACAGAUACACCACCCGAGCUCAUGAGGCUUUGGUCGAGUGCAGAUGCUGACGCUAGGCACUUUCGUGACAACAUUAGGUUUUUCAAUGGUCAUUUCUCAUUCACCUCACUUUACUGUCAUCUUGAUAGUGAGACAACUGAUAUGAGAAAACAUGGUAUCUACACGUUUCAUGCCCACGGCCAAAUGUACCAUAACAUACGAUCGUUCGGUAGAGAUGGUUCGGAACCCAAGCACCUGGAGCUUUACUUCUACGAUGAUGAUCCCAGUCUAGAGCUUCGGUAUCGCCACUGCCGCGAAGAGCAGUACCAGCAAGACAAUGAUGUCAUCAGAAAGCUGGUUGGCAUACUGCGUGGCAACUCGUACUCUGAACAACUCCGGAGUAUGGGACAGGUUGAGGGGAGCGAGCGCCAAAGGCAGUUUGAGAAUAGCGUUAUCCUGCAAGGGAAGAACAGGGAAGUAUAUGGCAUUAGGUCGUAUCAUGGAUGCUACGAUGCACUGUCAUACCUUCUCUUCUUCCCUAGAGGCGAACUCGGCUGGCAUACCGACAUCCCAAAGGUUGGUGUGUCCAUCGAUGAGGUGAACGUGGCUCGUAAAGCUCGUGGUAAUAAUGAUGAAGACCCAGAUUCUGGUGGCAGGCUAUGCGUGUCCGUGCGUGAUUACUACUGCUACAAAUUCCAGAUUCGGCCAGGGAUAUUCAACUCAAUGUUGUUUGGCAAGCGUCUUUUUCAGCAAUUCACGGUCGACACAUACAUCAAGAUCGAGAGUUCACGACUGGACUACAUAUGGGCUCAUCAGAGGGAGUUAAGGGCGGACCUGUACCAAGGCUUGGUAGACAACUUGCAUGCCGGUGAGAGAAGAGCAGACGCUAUUGGAAAAUGGACUGUGCUGGCUACGUCAUUUAUUGGAGGACCUCGAGACAAGAGGCUUCGGUACAUGGAUGCUAUGGCUUUAGUGCGGAAGUACAGGAAGCCGGACGUCUUCCUCACAAUGACAUGCAACCCAAACUGGGAUGAGAUCACGCGUGAACUCUAUCCUGGCCAGAUACCCCAGGAUCGUCCGAAUCUCAUUCUUGAAAAGGACAUUCUUGGCAAGGUGAAGGCAUAUGUCUAUGUGGUGGAGUUCCAGAAGAGGGGCCUACCGCACGCCCACUUCCUACUCAUCAUGCUGGGGCGGUACAAGCUCACGUGUCCCGAGCAGUAUGAUUGUCUCAUCUCGGUUGAGCUCCCGGAGAAGCAUAAGUAUCCAGAGCUGUACAAGAUGGUCGUAAAGCAUAUGAUGCAUGGCCGUUGCAGUGUGCUAAACCGCGAUUGCCCAUGCACCAAGAACCGUCCAUCAUGCAAGAAUCAUUAUCCGCGUCCUUUCAACGCGACUACCUUACAAGGCAAGGACUCCUACCCGGUGUAUCGGAGACGUGAAGAUGGCCGCUGUGCAAUGGUUCGAAAACACCUGCUGGACAACAGGUGGGUCAUCCCUUACAACCCUUACCUUCUGUGGCUAUUCAACUGCCACAUUAAUGUUAAGGCGUGCUCGAGCAUAAAGGCCGUUAAAUACUUAUUCAAGUACAUAUUCGAGGGCCACGACCGGGCCUCUAUGACUGUGACCGAGGCUGACAAGGCAGACAUCAACGGCAACAUCGAUGAGAUCAGGCAGUAUAGAGAUGCGAGGUGGGUGACCCCUCCGGAAGCCUUGUGGAGGAUAUACGGUUUUGAAUUGAGCAAGAACUCGCCACCUGUGAUGCAGCUGCAACUUCAUCCCCCAAACAUGCACAUCGUUUCAUUUCAAGAGGGCCAAGAUAUCCGGCAAGUGGUAAAUCGUGAAUGUGCUGAGAAGUCAAUGCUGACAGAGUACUUCGAGGCGAACAGAUUACAUGAGCAUGCUCGGGAAAGGCAAGAAAAAAAUUCUGGCAAAGAAGGGUUCGAGAAACUGGUGGACAGGUUGGUAGAAUCGUGUCAGCUCAUCCGGCGGAGGAUGGUUGAUGGUGAGAUCCUACCGACCUUUCGUGAAGCUGCAGAGAGAAGGGGCCUGAUCGAAGCAGACAACACACUAGACGAGUGCCUUACGGAAGCCGAGUUGUUCCAGAUGCCACCAUCACUCCGAAGGCUCUUUGCAACAACACUGGUAUUCAGUGAGCCCAACGACGUGCGAGGACUCUAG